This is a messenger RNA of Anastrepha obliqua, 738 nucleotides long. RefSeq names its product ephexin-1-like. Gene Ontology annotation, molecular function: protein binding; guanyl-nucleotide exchange factor activity. Gene Ontology annotation, biological process: activation of GTPase activity. Bases 3 to 413 code for a protein of 136 amino acids. Lineage: Eukaryota; Metazoa; Arthropoda; Insecta; Diptera; Tephritidae. The transcript is spliced from 3 exons. The record is from RefSeq and is a predicted model, not a curated record.
UGAUGACUUUGUUGGAGAAUCACGAGCGAAAGACUGUGGAACUAGUCCUUUCUUGCCCAUCAGUUUCCGAACAGGAACGUUGGUUGCAGGCAGUUCGGCCGCCCGAACCAGAGACGCCCGGUGAAAAGCUUUACGCCCCCUGGGAUUGUCCGCAAGUAAUAACAAAGCACGCAUAUGUAACGAGAGAACCAGACGCGCUAAGUCUGGAAGUGGGAGAUGUAGUAAAUGUGACACGAAAAUUGCCAGAUGGUUGGUACCAGGGUGAACGCAUACGUGAUGGCGUUGUAGGUUGGUUCCCGGGCAGUUAUACGGAAGAGGUAAAUUCAGCGCAUGUGCGCGCUCGCAAUCUCAAACAGCGUCAACGUCUGCUGACUUUCACAGCCACAUAUCUCGAGUCGCAGAAGCGGAAGUAGGCAAUUUUUUUUGGGGCACAGCAUGUCUCAGGCGUUUGCCACAGUUAUAAAUGUAAAAGAUAAAGUUUAAUACAUGUGUUUGUGCCUUCUCAAUGUUAAGAAGUUUUUGUUUUACUAUUUAAGUGUUAAAAUUAUGAAAACUAAAUAUGUAUUUGUCUUUAAUCAAUAAUUUACUUAUAAAAAUAGUUACCCAUAUUUCGUCGCAUAAAAUUAUACGCAUACAUAUGUAUGUUUGUAUGUAUAUUAAAUAUUUAUUAAACAUGUGAUAAAAAUAAAAAUAUGACUUUACCUAUGAAUGUACUUGUAAAGGGAAUUCAUUAUUAAG